AUGUUGGUGAUGCUGCAGCAGCUAGCAACAGAAGCAGAAAAGGUAAGCGAAGCAGCACUAGAAAAGGUUGUGGGUACGAGUAUACUACAAGCAGCUGAUUUAAAAAACAUACAAACGCAAGAGGAUCGCCAGAGUGCUGCAGCAGAGGAUGCAAAAGCAGCAGAAACUCUGCGUGCUGCUGCUGCUGCUGUUGAUGCUUUUGUUUCUUCAUCUGUUAUUAUACAUCAAGGAGUAAGACAUGCUGUAUUAGAAGACUUGCUGCAGAAGGAUGCAAUUGCUGCAGCAGCACCAAGCCCUGAGAUAGGAGAUGCAGCAAUAGCAGCAGCAGAUGCUGAAGCAGCAAAAACAGCAGAAGCAAAACGAGAAGCACAGAGACAAGUAGAUGCACUUGUAGAGGUUGCAGCAGCUAUCAUGGAGGGGAUGAAGGAGAAGGAGAAGAUGAAGCAGCAGAAACACAAGAAGAAGAUGAUGCUGCAGCAGCAGCAACACAAGAAGCAGAUGAUGCUGCAGCAGCAACAACACAAGAAGCAGAUGAUGCUGCAACAACACAAGAAGUAG
This is a messenger RNA of Eimeria mitis, 558 nucleotides long. RefSeq lists its product as uncharacterized. The transcript has 2 exons. NCBI's taxonomy places the organism in Eukaryota, Apicomplexa, Conoidasida, Eucoccidiorida, Eimeriidae. The record is from RefSeq and is a predicted model, not a curated record. The coding region runs from base 1 to 558 and encodes 185 amino acids.